AUGCCAAAUCUUAAACCAGCUAAAGAAGAUACUUGGGCUUUCCAAACUAUUGGAUCACCUUUCCCAGAUGCACCAGUAAAAGUUAUUGGACAACAAAAUCAAUAUGUUGCCUUAUGGUACAAAAAUGGAAAACCAAUUCAUGGAAGAGCUUGGAAUAAUGGUGGAGUUGUUGAAUGUUCCUUCCCAUACUUGAAGACUGAACUUAAAGGUGCUCAUGAUCUUGGUGGUCAAAUUCAAAUUCUUCAAUAUAAAGGAAACCAUCUUAAUCUUGGUUAUUGGUACAAUUGGAUUAAAUAUUCUGAUCGUUUCAACAUUGAGAAUCGUGAAAUUCUUCAUUGUGGUGAUUCAAUUCCAAUUUUAUGGAAAAGUCGUCCAAAUGGAGCAAUCCUUGGAUAUCUUGAUAACAAAACUGAAGUUGCCAAAUUUUCUCAUGAUGGAAUUUGUGAAGAAAUUGUUGGACCAAAACUUUCUGAUUUCCUUAUUAUUGUAAGAGAAUUAAAAGGUGCUCCACCAGGUUGUGAAUGUUGUGAAUGUGCUGUUAAACCACCACCACCACCAACUCUUAGAGUUAGUAGUAAUGUAUGGAAAGAUUACCGUAUUGGUGAUAGCUUCCCAACUGAUGGAACACCACUUAAGGCUCUUGGAAAAUCUCUUAAUACUUUAGGAGGAGAGAGUGGUGAUCAAUAUGUUGCUUUAUGGUAUCAACAAGGUGAACCUGUUUAUGGACGUGUCUGGAAUGAAAAUGGUAAAAUUGCUGGUUGCUUCGCAUGGCACGGAAAUGAAUACCGAAGAAAUUUGGGAUCAAUUCAAAUGUUAUUCGAGCUUCCUGAAGCAAUGCGUGGAUAUGAUUACUUGUGGGUUCCAUAUCAAGAAGGAUGUACAGCCGUCAGAAAUCCAGACUCAACAGUUCAACCAGUUCAUGUUAAAUUUGCUAAAGGUGAUAUAACUCCAGCUGUUUUAAGUUUGGAUGGUGGUAAACAACUUCUUGGAAAAGCUGAUAUGAUGAAUGAAAGAACUGAAGCUGGUCAUAAUGGAAAAGGACUUAUUCAAGAAGCUAAAGCUGUUCAUACAUGUGUUGUUUUAUGCAGAAAAGCUAAACCAGGAUGUAAACUUGAAGAUGAUGCUUAA
This is a messenger RNA of Strongyloides ratti, 1128 nucleotides long. Its product is annotated as Cytosolic motility protein domain-containing protein. Bases 1 to 1128 code for a protein of 375 amino acids. Lineage: Eukaryota; Metazoa; Nematoda; Chromadorea; Rhabditida; Strongyloididae. The record is from RefSeq and is a predicted model, not a curated record. The transcript has 2 exons.